Molecule: messenger RNA, 1559 nt
Organism: Capsicum annuum
Lineage: Eukaryota; Viridiplantae; Streptophyta; Magnoliopsida; Solanales; Solanaceae
Product: probable serine/threonine-protein kinase PBL3
Exons: 6
Coding region: 222-1397 (391 amino acids)
Biological process (GO): protein phosphorylation
Molecular function (GO): protein kinase activity; ATP binding
Source: RefSeq, a predicted model, not a curated record
UCUAACCGUAGCUGUGACAACAUUUUCAACACAGAUUUUGCUCAUUCUUGACCGAAGACCAAAUGGAGGCUAGCCUCUUCCCUCCUAACAUAAACUGAUAUCGAUGGGUUCAUUUUUCUAUUAUACUACUACUACCCCUUUUCUCCUCCUCUUGUAUGCCCUUUCUUGCUUUUUCAAUUUUCAAAAAAGAAGGUGAGUGAGAAUCUUGAUAUUUUUUUAAUAUGGGGAUUUGUUAUGGUAAACCUGUAAAGCUUGCUCAUGCCUCUUCUAGCUUGUUGUCUGAUUCUAGAACAGGCCCUGGCAGUGAGAGAAAUGAAUCAAGUCAUUCUUGUAGCCAAACACUUGAAGGAAGUUCAGGAAAUCUCAAGUCUUACAAAAGUGAUCUUUCUGCCGCCUGUAAUCUCAAGUCCUUUACCUUCAAUGACCUCAAAAAUGCAACUAGGAAUUUUCGAGCUGAUAGUCUUCUUGGUGAGGGAGGAUUCGGAUAUGUUUUCAAAGGUUGGCUAGAUGAAAAUACACUUGCUCCCUGCAAACCAGGAAUGGGGAUGGUAGUGGCUGUCAAGCAACUUAAACCAGAAAGCUUUCAGGGGCACAGAGAAUGGCUUGCAGAGGUUAACUACUUAGGGCAGCUUCACCAUGAAAAUCUUGUGAGGUUGAUUGGAUGUUGCGUAGAAUCUGAUAACAGGCUUCUUGUUUAUGAGUUUAUGACCAAAGGAAGCUUGGAAAAUCAUCUAUUUAGAAAAGGAGUUCAGCUUAUGACAUGGGGUAAUCGGAUGCGAACUGCAGUAGAUGUUGCACGAGGGUUAUCCUUUUUACACAGUCUGGAUGCCAAUGUGAUCUACCGAGACCUCAAAGCUUCCAACAUUCUACUUGAUUCAGAGUUUAAUGCCAAACUAUCAGAUUUUGGCCUCGCAAGAGAUGGUCCUGAUGGAGAUAAAACACAUGUUUCAACCAGGGUAAUAGGAACUAGGGGUUAUGCUGCACCAGAAUAUGUCGCAACAGGUCACUUGACUCCAAAGAACGACGUUUAUAGUUUCGGUGUCGUUCUAUUGGAGCUGCUAUCAGGAAGACGAGCUACAGGUGAGGAGAAUCCAGCAGGGGGAGCAGAGGAAACGUUGGUAGAAUGGGCAAAACCUUUCCUAAGUGAUAGCAGACGAGUACUGAGAAUCAUGGAUACAAGGUUGGGAGGACAGUAUUCCAAGAAAGGUGCACAAGCUGCAGCAGCCCUCGCCUUACGGUGCCUCCAUGUAGAUCCAAAACUUAGACCAACAAUGGAUGAGGUCGUAGCCACACUAGAGCUUUUGCCAGCGCCAAAGGACAUCACUAGGACUUCAAAUAAUGCACCAAAUGACAAGAUAAGUCAUACUCAAAAGAGAUUUGUGACACAUUCAAGAUAGAUGUAACACACUGUUUACUAUAUUCUAAGGGAUGUAUGUGGUCUUUUCUUCUUUAUUUGUUUGUGUGGUGGGGAUAGAGAGGAGGAAGAACUAUAGUGCUCAAGUGUCUCAACAUUAUUAAAUGUACAUAUGUAAAAUGUUUAUCUAAUAACUUUAGUAGUA